Messenger RNA from Trifolium pratense (red clover), 1563 nucleotides. RefSeq names its product 26S proteasome regulatory subunit 6A homolog. Gene Ontology annotation, biological process: proteasome-mediated ubiquitin-dependent protein catabolic process. Gene Ontology annotation, cellular component: proteasome regulatory particle, base subcomplex. Gene Ontology annotation, molecular function: ATP hydrolysis activity; ATP binding; proteasome-activating activity. The record is from RefSeq and is a predicted model, not a curated record. The transcript is spliced from 10 exons. Lineage: Eukaryota; Viridiplantae; Streptophyta; Magnoliopsida; Fabales; Fabaceae. The coding region runs from base 76 to 1347 and encodes 423 amino acids.
CUCUCAAACUUAUAUAUUUGCAAAUUUAUAUAUACCUUGUGUGGCGCAUCGGUAUACACACUAGUUGUAAUCGAUAUGGCAAGGGCAAUGGGCGAAGAUGCAGACCUCGAAGAUGACCAAUUUGCGAACAUGACCACCGAUGAAAUCAUCAGAGCUUCUUGUGAUCUCGAUAACGAGAUUCGCGUCCUUAAGAAAAACUUGAAGAAGAUGAAUCUGGAAUUGGAAUCGUACGAAGAGAAUAUUAAAUCGAAUCGGGAGAAAAUUAAGCUCAGUAAAGAAUUACCAUACCUCAUUGGUAACAUUGUUGAGAUAUUGGCAUUGAAUCCAGAAGAUGAAGAUGAGCAAGAUGAUGCCAGUACUUAUCUUGACUACCAAAUGAAGAGAUUAUCUGUUGUGCUAAAAACAUCAACCAGAAAGACAAUCUUUCUUCCAGUCGUCGGACUUGUUGACCUCCACAAGCUAAAACCUGGUGAUCUGGUUGCUGUAAACAAAGAUAGUUUCUUAAUCAUGGAAACUCUUCCUCCGGAGUAUAGUUCUAGAGUUAAGGCUAUGGAAGUUGAUGAAAAGCCAACAGAGGACUACAAUGACAUUGGUGGAUUAGAGAAGCAGAUCCAAGAAUUAGUUGAAGCCAUCGUUUUGCCAUUGACUCACAAGGAGCGCUUCCAGAAGAUAGGAAUUCGUCCUCCCAAGGGAGUUCUCUUAUAUGGUCCUCCAGGAACUGGGAAAACUUUGAUGGCCCGUGCUUGUGCAGCACAGACAAAUGCCACUUUUCUGAAGUUAGCAGGUCCUCAACUGAUCCAGACGCUCAUAGGAGCUGGAGCAAAACUUGUUUGUGAUGCAUUUCGACUUGCAAAAGAGAAGUCGCCAUGCAUUAUAUUUAUAGAUGAAAUUGAUGCAAUUGGUACAAAGCGUUUUGACAGUGGAACGAGUGGGGACAGGGAGGUACAAAGAACAAUGUUAGAGUUGCUUAAUCAGCUUGAUGGUUUUAGUACUGAUGACAGUAUUAAGGUGAUAGCAGCAACUAACCGUGCAGAUAUUCUUGAUCCCGCCCUCAUGCGUUCUGGUCGAUUGGACCGUAAGAUUGAGUUUCCACACCCAAAUGAAGAAGGAAGAGCUCGAAUUCUGCAGAUCCAUUCAAGGAAGAUGAACGUUCACCCGGAUGUCAACUUUGAAGAACUAGCUCGGUCCACAGAUGAUUUCAACGGAGCACAACUUAAGGCUGUCUGUGUUGAGGCUGGCAUAUUGGCUCUACGUCGUGAUGCAAUGGAGGUGAACCAUGAGGACUUCAAUGAAGGUAUAAUUCAAGUCCAAGCAAAGAAGAAAGCAAGCUUAAACUAUUAUGUUUAAGCCAGAAUCUCGAACAAGGCAACAUUUCGUUUUCGAGUUUAAAACAAAAAUUUAAAGUAAAUAAUUACCCUACCUCGUUGGUAAAUGGUAACAUUGUUGAGGUAGAUUACUAUUAGUUGCUUCACACGUCUCUUAUGUGCCCUCCCUCCCCUCCAUCUUUGGUCUACCAUUAAAUAUAUGGAAGGCAUUAUUAGGUACCCUUUAAAGUUAAACAUA